UCUUAUCUGACCUCUGUACUAGUAGCCCAGCAAAGGCAAGUCAGCAACGUCCCAACCCCCAAAAGCCCAAAACAGCAGAGCAAAACCCCGGCUCCUCCCGCCGCCGCCGCCGAUGCCGAAGCCGGCGACCUCCGUCGCGUCGCUCCUCCCGAAGUUAUGGCACCGCCGCUUUCUUCCCCCUUCCCUCGUCCCUCGCGCCCUUUCCUCCUCCUGUCCCCUCCUCACUACCCACUCGGCCCCACGCCGCCGCUCCCGGCUCUCCCCUUCCACGCACAUCGCCCCCGCUGCCACAGUGUCAACCGCCGCGGCGGUCGAGGCCCCAACAACCACAGCAUAUCCAGUGUAUGAUCGGCUUCUGCCGUGCCCCUUGCAAGACGACCCUCCACGAAUCGAGCACCUCGUAGCUCGGGAGGACGAGGUGGCAGCUGAUUUCAUCUCCAGGUCUCUCGGCCUUCCUCCUCUGUAUGUUGCAGAUCUUAUCAAGUUUGGGGCUGUGUACUAUGCCCUUGUUGCGCCACAGCCGCCCCCAUACGCAGCUCCAGAGCAUGUUAGGAUCUUUAGGGAAGUGACCGAUCCAUCUGUUCUGCGCCGGAGGGCGUCCAUUAAGGGGAAGACGGUGAGGGAAGCACAGAAGACAUUUAGGGUGACGGAUCCCAACCAGCUUCUUGAGGCCGGCACAUAUCUGAGGGUUCAUGUGCACCCCAAACGGUUUCCGAGGUGUUAUGAAAUUGAUUGGAAAUCAAGGGUAAUAGCAGUUGCUGAUGACUACGUUGUCCUCAAUAAACCAGCUGCAACCUCAGUGGGAGGAGCAACUGAUAACAUUGAGGAAUCCUGUGCUGUGUUUACUUCACGUGCAUUAGGGUUGGAAACACCGUUAAUGACGACUCACCAAAUUGACAACUGCUCUGAAGGCUGUGUAGUACUGUCUAAAACUAAAGAGUUCUGCUCAGUUUUCCAUGGACUGAUAAGGGAAAAACAGGUCAAAAAAGUGUAUCUUGCGCUUACUACAGCACCUGUGUCUACAGGAACAAUUACCCAUUAUAUGCGUCCUGUUAAUCGCGCUCCUAGAUUAGUUUCAGAAGAUCAUAUUGCAAAAUGGUAUCUCUGUCAAAUGGAGGUGCUUGAUUGUAAGAAGGUACCAUGGCCAAGUUCUUUGACCAGGAAAGCUUACAAUGUAAACGACUGUGGAUGGCCCCAGCAAGAAGCUGCCUAUGAAUGUAAAAUCAAUCUCUUGACAGGGAAAACUCAUCAGAUAAGGGCACAGCUUGCUGCCAUAGGCACUCCAAUUAUAGGGGAUUCUGCAUACAUGACUGCCGCAAUGGCAGCGAAGGCUAAUCCAAGCAUAAACCCAUUCAGAAGGGAGAGGCUGAGUUACAAUAGUGAAGAGGAGAAAGAAGCUGCCGUUGAAGCAUGGAUUGCUGCCCACGGCAAGGAACCAAAAUCCGUAAUUGGCCUGCAAGCAUCAGAAAUCUCAUGGGAUCAUGAAGGUGAACACCACAGCUAUAAGGCAGGGGUUCCGUGGUGGCGGCAGGAUUCAGUGGAGUCUGACCUGGUAUGAUAAAAAAAAUGGUAUAUGGGAAUAUCAACCAUGUAUUCUUUGAAGUAACAAAAGAGAAACAGAUGUCCAAAUUUACUGAUAAACGAUGGCAUAUGCCUCAAUGCCUGGGGUGGGACUCAUUGAGGCAUCAUGGGAGAUUGGGAGGGGAUGGUUGGCCACCAGCAACAGAAAACCUAACACGCCGAAAAUGUUCAGGGGAAUGUUUUAGUUUGAGUUAAAUAUACAGCAGCUCUUGAACUUGUCCCAAGGUGCUA
This is a messenger RNA of Setaria italica (foxtail millet), 1812 nucleotides long. RefSeq names its product RNA pseudouridine synthase 6, chloroplastic. The record is from RefSeq and is a predicted model, not a curated record. NCBI's taxonomy places the organism in Eukaryota, Viridiplantae, Streptophyta, Magnoliopsida, Poales, Poaceae. Gene Ontology annotation, biological process: pseudouridine synthesis. Gene Ontology annotation, molecular function: pseudouridine synthase activity; RNA binding. The transcript has 9 exons. The coding region runs from base 113 to 1558 and encodes 481 amino acids.